UUUAAGAGGCUAAAUUAAGCUCACGAGUUCAGUCAGGAAGGUUGUGUGACCAGCGCAGUGUUUGCAUAUGGAGCUCAUAUUUCAUCUGGAUUCACGGCUUCGAUAUUUUGUGCUUGUGUGCUGUUUUUUCGCCAUGUGUGCUGGAGCAGGAGGGCUUCGUAGAAUAACGUGGAGCGGCUGCCGAAGAAUGGGAAAUUUAACAUCCUCUCGCAGGGGUCUGUCCAGCUCUGGUUGUGUACAGUAUGUUCAGGAGGUCGUGUCUCAGAACUGUGUGGUGAUAUUUUCGAAGAGCACCUGUCCUUAUUGUAAAAUGGCCAAGAAUGUGUUCAAUGAAAUUGGUGCGACGUACAAAGUGAUUGAGUUGGAUGAGCACAACGAUGGACGGAGGCUCCAGGAAGCCUUAGCUCAGAUGACUGGUGCCAGAACGGUUCCGAGAGUCUUUAUUAAUGGGAACUGUAUCGGCGGCGGCUCUGACACCAGACAACUCCACCAGCAUGGCAAACUGGUGCCUCUGAUCGAGCAGUGCGCGCCGUGCUGUGCUGCCACCAGCUUCGAAGGCUCCGCCAGCGGAUACUUUGAGUCCGCCAAAUGACUAUCUGUUCUUUUAAGUCUUUUUUUAGUUUCUGUAUUUAUUUGACUGUCUUUUUUAUGGUUCUUGUGCUCCACAUUGAACACAGCUGGAGCACAGCUGCUAUUUAUUUAUUAAGUAAAUUGAGAAGGCAGCAUUUUGGGCUGUGAUUUGUGCAGUUGUUUCUAAAGCUGCAGCUGAGAAAUGGAAAUAUUUUCCGUGUUUGUCCUCAGCAUGUCAGAGUGUCACAGUUUUAUCAAAGAUGACCAUCAUUACUAUUUGUACUCUGAAUUUUACAUAUGUGUAUUUACUAGAGGUUUUCAAUAUAUUAAUAGAGCUUUAA
Molecule: messenger RNA, 911 nt
Organism: Thalassophryne amazonica
Lineage: Eukaryota; Metazoa; Chordata; Actinopteri; Batrachoidiformes; Batrachoididae
Gene: glrx2
Product: glutaredoxin 2
Exons: 4
Coding region: 68-592 (174 amino acids)
Source: RefSeq, a predicted model, not a curated record